This is a messenger RNA of Notothenia coriiceps (black rockcod), 3373 nucleotides long. Its product is annotated as vang-like protein 1. Gene Ontology annotation, biological process: multicellular organism development. Gene Ontology annotation, cellular component: membrane. The coding region runs from base 276 to 1901 and encodes 541 amino acids. NCBI's taxonomy places the organism in Eukaryota, Metazoa, Chordata, Actinopteri, Perciformes, Nototheniidae. The record is from RefSeq and is a predicted model, not a curated record. The transcript is spliced from 9 exons.
GUCAGUGCAGAACGGCGCGCCUCAGCAGCAGAUCCAACCAAACACUGACACCCAGACGCAAGUGGAGGAAUGUGACACACUUCUGAGAAAAGAAAGGUCAAUGUGGACACUACAGCAGCUCUCUGGGGUAGUUGUCGGUCGCCGUGGAUUCCUGAGGCCCGUCUCUAUAGCAACCCAUUCCUCCUCCUGAGUACUGCUGCCAACUUACCCUCUCCACCACACAACAAAUCUCUCCUCAUCCCCCUGGCCAAUCGCCAGCCCUGCACAUUGUUGAAAUGGACACUGAGUCAACCCACUCGGGCUACUCCUAUCACUCCAGCCGCUCGGGGAGAUCAAACCGACAUGGCGAUCGGAGCCGUGAGCGGCACAAGACAAGCAGUAAAGACAGCGUUCGCUCGGAGAAGUCCGUCGUCAUCAACCCCCCCGACACGCCCUCCCAGGAGUCCCCUGUUACCAAUGGAGAGCCCCUGCCAGGAGAACCCACACCAGCAGAAGAUCAGGGAGAUGAUGCCCAGGAUGACAACUGGGGGGAGACCACCACCGCAGUGACAGGCACCUCAGAGCUGAGUAUUUCCCAGGAGGAAGUGGUUGGACUGGGGAAGGGAUUGCACGACCGGACUGAAGAUUUCCGCCGUUAUCUUCCCCUGGCUGUGGGCUCGUUGGUGGGGCUGCUGGUGCUGGCCACGCCUCUGGCCUUCCUGCUUCUUCCGGUUUUUAUGUGGCCGGACAGGCUGCAGGCUUGUGGCACAGCCUGUGAGGGCCUCUUCCUCUCCCUCGCCUUCAAGCUCCUCAUCCUCCUGAUGGCCAUGUGGGCCUUGUUUCUCAAGCCGGGCCGGGCAAGCCUGCCCCGAGUGUGUGUGUACCGUGCCUUCCUCACCACCCUCACACUCCUGCUCACCAUGUCUUAUUGGCUCUUCUUUGGGGUCCGGAUCCUUGAAGCACAGGAUGAGGACUACCAUGGGAUUGUCCAGUUUGCAGUGUCCCUGGUGGACUCCCAGCUGUUCGUCCACUACCUGGCAGUGGUGCUGCUGGAGCUCCGUCACCUCCAGCCCUGCUACAGCGUGUGUGUCAUCCGCUCCACUGACGGAGAGACACGUCACUACAACAUAGGACAGCUUAGCGUUCAAAAGGCCGCUCUAACCAUUUUGGAGUAUUACUACAGAGAUUUCCCUCUCCAUAACCCAGCCCUUCUCUCUGCCUCAAAGCAUCGGGCUGCCAAACACCUGGCUGGGUUGAAGGUCUACAACGUGGAUGCCCCGGGGAACACAGCAGGAGCGCAGCCUGGUAAUGGGAAUCAGUCCCGGGCCAUGGUUACAGCUGCCGCCAAACGCAAAGACAGCGCCCACAAUGAGCUGUACUACGAAGAGGCCGAUUACGAGAGAAGAGUCCGUAAACGUAGAGCAAGGCUGGUGGUGGCUGUGGAGGAGGCUUUCACACAUAUCCGGCGGAUGAAGAAAGAGGAUGAGCAGGCAACACCGUCUGACAUCAUGGAUGUGCGUGAAGCAGCUCUGGCUAUAUUUCCCUCUAUGGCCCGUGCCCUGCAAAAGUACCUCCGCACCACCAGGAGGCAGCACUGCCACAGCAUGGAGAGCAUCCAGAAGCACCUUGCUUUCUGUCUGGUCAACAACAUGAGCCCAAAGGCCUUUCUUGAGGGCUACCUGGCUCCUGGACCGACCCUGCAGUACGGGCCUGAGCGCUGGAUGGCUGACCAGUGGACUUUGGUCAGCGAGGCUUCUGUCACCAGUGGUUUAAAGGAAGGGUCAGAUUUCCUGCUGAGAUGUCUUGACUUUAACUUAGCUGUGACUGUCAAGGGCAUCCCUUACAUCCGUCUGACUGAGGAGUUCAUCGACCCCAAGUCUCACAAGUUUAUACUUCUGCUCCAAUCAGAAACCUCAGUUUAACACAGUGCUGGACUUACAGGACAAUUUUUCCAAAAAUAACUUUUUGUACUGUUUUUUUGUACAUUAUGCUUGUGUAAUUUUCCACAUUGAGUAACUUUGUGUCCCUGUCUUUGUCCUGGUCGACAUAAAAGACGAUAAAUGACAGGAGACGGUAGAGAUGCUUGGAUUUCUCUGUCCUGAUAAGUCCAGAACACAGUCUGGUUUUCCUAUAUGCAGUACAGACGACCCUCCCAAAUGUACAUCUUCCUUUUGCUUGCAUGUGCCAGGGUGUGCCUGCGUGGGGGAGUUCAUGAUUUAGGUGGAGUGUGUUUUCACACCUUUAGGGGUGUAGAUACCACACCAAAUCUGUCUCGACCUGUCUCUUCUUUCUCCUUACCAUACUGACCAGGAUAUUUGAUAAAACCCAAACCCUUUUCACCAAAACUUCUCAUUUUGAGUCUAAGCCACGAUUAUUUAACUGUCCUGUAUUACAGAUUUAUGUACAGUAUUUAUAUGUGAAUAUUUGUUAUCCCUCCAGACUUUUUAUAUCAAAAUUGUGCAUUGCUUGAAUGAUUUCUUUUUUUUAACCUUGUCAAACAUUAUCUUUUAUUUUGUAUCUGAGCUGUAUUUGUGAAGAUAAACUGGACUGUGAAGAGAAGAUGAAGAAAUGUUUGUAAAUGUCAAAAUCACUGGAAUCUCCUGGACUGAAUGCCAACCGAAGUACAGCUGAAUAUAGAUGGUGCAUCCAAUAGACACUUGCUAUGUGUGGACAGUUAAGUGUGUGCAGUGUACACUGAUCUUUUUGUGGACUAUCAGAGAGACUACAUUUUUGGACGACUAAAUUCAUGUUCAUAUCUUGUAUUUAAACGUUACCAUGUGCGCUGUUGAAUUUCAAAACAUAUGCCCCUACAUUUAUAUCUUAUUUCACAGUAAGGAGGGUGUAUAUUAGUUAUCUGCAUAAUGCAAGUUCCUGGAGCAUGAGAUAAUGUACAACUUAAUGGAAUAUUACUUCAGCAAAUUUGAGGAUUUGGAAACGUCUCACCAAAAUAUAUAGUCAAGCAUAUCUCAUGCAGGAAAAGUGCUUAACCAAGUGUUGAAAUUGAAUAAUUUAGUCUAAAUUAGCUCAACCGACUGUCAGUGUUUCUUCUUUCAGUGUUUUGUCUCAGUGUCACACUACUGCCACCUUUCUACAGCUACUGGAACAGCAACACUGUCCUGAGCAUCAAUCAAACUGUUAAGUUGUAUCAAUAUAUAUCUGUAUUCUGAAAACCCUUUGUAUUUAUGAGGACUCUUAUGUUGUAAAUGUAUAUUUACACAAGUGUUUCUGUGGUCACUGGCGGUGUAGUUAUGUGUAGGCUUUUGUGUGUUGAUGGUUGUAAAUAGCUGUAGACUACACAUGUGCCUCAGUCAUACAUAUUUAGGAUGCAUGUGCAGUUUUUCAAGUGUGUGUGUGUGUGUGAGAGAGAGAGAGAGAAAGAGAGAGGGUGAAAAGG